AUGAAAUUAAAAAUGACUGUGUUAAAGAGCUUUCUUGUGAUCCAAUUAACACUAUAAGAAAUAAUAACUUUUUAGCAACAAUCACCCCUUCAUGCUUUAGGCUCUUCCUUUUCUUAAUAUCAAUUUACGAAUCUUUUUAUGAGAAAAUUUAAGAGAUUAACAUUAAAAUACAAGUUAUAAAAGAAUACGCAAGUAUAUUUUAGAUAUAAUUUCUCAGAUUAUUUUCUUUUUUAGAAUAGAGAUAUAUCAAAGUCUUAAAAAGAAGAUCCCAACUAUUUGCUUAUAUAACAUAUACAAGGCCUUUAAAUGAUAAUAUUUAAUUAAUGGUCAUCCCUAAUUUAUUCAAUUUAUGUAUGAAUUAGAUGGACUUUGAUGAUAUAAAAAAUUUACUAUUAUUGCAAAUGAAAAUCCUGAAUUUAUUAUAGUAUUUUUUAAAAAAGAGAAAUAAAUAAAUUUUUGAUGCAAUAAGCAAAACUAAUGUUAAACCUAUUUGUACUAUCAAACCCGAUAAAUUAGUGAUUAAAUCUGAAUUUACAUCAUAUAAAAGAAAUUUUCCAAAUGAUUUUAUUUAUUCUGAUCCAAUAGCAUUAUCAAGUAGUUCAAGUAUUUUUAGUUUUUCUAAAAUAGGAAUUAUGGUAACUACUUAGGAAGAUUCAAAAUAAAUCAUAACAUUUUCUGGAAAUUUUGAAUUAAUAUAUUUUAGAUUAGACUAAUACUACAUAGUAUCCAAAACUUCAAAGCAAUCUCCAGGAUUACCAGAUAAUAAAAUAAUAAAACUAGAUAGACCAAGGCCAAUAAGUAUAUAUAUAUUUAAAGUACAUAUUUUAUUAGAAAUUAUUCUUUGAG
This is a messenger RNA of Paramecium pentaurelia, 846 nucleotides long. NCBI's taxonomy places the organism in Eukaryota, Ciliophora, Oligohymenophorea, Peniculida, Parameciidae. The record is from the annotation of a GenBank genome assembly.